Torulaspora delbrueckii is the source of this 327-nucleotide messenger RNA. Its product is annotated as glutaredoxin. The transcript has a single exon. Gene Ontology annotation, molecular function: glutathione disulfide oxidoreductase activity. NCBI's taxonomy places the organism in Eukaryota, Fungi, Ascomycota, Saccharomycetes, Saccharomycetales, Saccharomycetaceae. Gene Ontology annotation, cellular component: cytoplasm; nucleus. Gene Ontology annotation, biological process: cellular response to oxidative stress. The coding region runs from base 1 to 327 and encodes 108 amino acids. The record is from RefSeq and is a predicted model, not a curated record.
AUGGUAUCAGAAGAAAAAGUCAGUUUUGUAAAAGAAUUGGUUGAAGAUAACAAGGUUGUAAUCUUUAGCAAGACCUUCUGUCCCUACUGUAAAGCGACAUUGAAGACGUUCGAUGAAGCCAGGCUCCCAGUAGGAUUAGUUCGUGUGUUGCAAUUGGACAAAUUAGACGAUGGUUCUGAGAUUCAGGACGCCUUGUACGAACUCAAUGGCCAAAAGACUGUUCCUAGUAUCUACAUCUUGAAACGUCACAUAGGUGGAAAUUCUGAACUGCAAAAACUAAAACAUGAGGGUGUUUUGGAGUUCAUUAUGGAGGCAGUCGUCGCUUAG